AUGGAAAUACACGCACAUAUACCCACCACACACACACACACGCAUGCACACAUGCACAGACAUACACACAUACAGGAGCACACACAUACACAUGUACACAUAUACACAUAUACACAUCCACAGACAUGCAUACACAUACACUCACAGUACACACACCUACACCCACACACGUAUCCACAUAUGCAUGCUCACACACGCAUGUACACACGUACACACAUCCAUACAUGCAUGCACCCACAUAGACACAUACACGCAUACAUACGCGCCCACAUACACAUGCACAGACACACGUGCAUAUACAUGUGCAUACACCCACACACAUGCACACCCACACACAUAUACACACAUACACGUACACGCGCAUACAAGCACACAUCCACCCACACCCACGCACAUGUGCAAAUAAGCAAAUACUAA
Messenger RNA from Loa loa (African eye worm), 417 nucleotides. RefSeq lists its product as hypothetical. Lineage: Eukaryota; Metazoa; Nematoda; Chromadorea; Rhabditida; Onchocercidae. Bases 1 to 417 code for a protein of 138 amino acids. The record is from RefSeq and is a predicted model, not a curated record. The transcript has a single exon.